This is a messenger RNA of Neurospora crassa OR74A, 901 nucleotides long. RefSeq lists its product as hypothetical. NCBI's taxonomy places the organism in Eukaryota, Fungi, Ascomycota, Sordariomycetes, Sordariales, Sordariaceae. The record is from RefSeq and is a predicted model, not a curated record. The coding region runs from base 50 to 712 and encodes 220 amino acids. The transcript has 2 exons.
GCCUCCUCAAUUCAGCCCUUCCUCAGCAAAUGCAGAACCAUGAGCCGUGAUGAACUCAAUGGCGAUCUUAUCUACAUGCCUCUACUCACUUGCCGGAAUUCUCCUGCUCGCCUAUGGCACUAACUUCAUGAUGUAUAACGUCUUCACGGGUUCUGCAUCGCAUCCUCCGAGUAGAGAAGCAAUAAGUGCAGGUACUGGAUCCAGGGGUUGUCCCCAUGAGCCUGUCGAACGCUUCAGAGUCGGCUUCGGUCUCGGUCCCGGCGCGACGCUGUUCGGCUACCCGUCGAAGAAAGGCGGCGUCUACGUGCUAGAAGGCGUCCUGGGCGUGGAGCUUGACUUCCUGGGCCUGGACCGUUUCCACCCUACGCCACGAAAGUCAUUUUCUGACCCUGCUGAAGAGGAGGCCGAUGAGGAUGCGUGGUGUUACAAGCUACGACAACUAGGCGCAAUCUGGUGGAAGGCCAGGUACGAUUAUGACAUGAUGUUGAUAGGGGGGGACAUCUGGAGAGGAGACGAUCCCUUCGUCACGACCGGGUGGCCGGCGACGGGAGGAGUUUGGAUACUGAAGACGACGAAGGGUGAUGCUCGCGGGAGAGGUGUAGGUAUCAUACACAAUGCGUAUAAUAUGGAGGAACGGUGUAGGGCUAUCGAGAAAGUCGGGGGUGUCUUUUAUACUGAUCCGAAGGAUUGUCCUGAUUUGGAUUUGGAUUGAGGAUAGUAUCUACCUACAUCGACGACUGUUCUGUCUCUAGCUUAAACCAACCUCGACGCAGGAACCAAGGGAUGCUACAAAAACAUGAAACAUUAAAACAAUAGAAGCUCAGAAACUUGGCAUCAGCCGGUCCCCGGAGUUAACCUUGAUACGCGGGGUAACUUACAGUGUGCGUGACCUUCCCCCACC